CGAUAGGUUGUCAGUUAUUUGAGUUUCUCGAAUUUUUACUCACCCUCUUCUUCUGAAGCACGUGAUUCCAUAUUUUCGCGAUCCAGGCUCAUUUAAAAGAAAAAAAAUUCUAAUAUUUAGAACAUUCAGAUCAAUCGAGACGCUCAUUUCUAGUAGAUCUGAAAAGGUCCUUUGGAAAAAAGAAGAGUUGAGUAAAGAGAGCUGGAUUUUAAAUCCGAACAGACUUGAUCCAUACUGAGAUUUCAAGAUUGCAGUUGACCUACUAAAAGGAUAGAAGACAAAUUAUUGUGCGAAAUUUUGAAUUUGAAAGUGAGAGUUUGAGAAUGAGCAGGGUAAUUUUAAACGCUGCACUAUCGCUAACGUAACGAGCAAAUAGAAAUCGUUUGAUAAAUAGUGUAAUUAUAGUGAUAGUGAGAUAGAUUUGCGUUCAUCAAUCUGUGUUGACGUUGGUGAAGGAUUGCAAAGUGUCGGAGAUCCCCCUGAAAGGUCAUCCUCUUCGUAAGGUGAUGCUGAUAACCGGAAGCGAGCCUUUGGUGGUUCCGCAUUCUCGGAAGUGGUGCCGGCGUUUUCUGCUGCCUGGCGGCCGCGGAGAAUAGUUAUGGUGUCUCAAAAUGACUGUGGCCGCAGCCGUGGCACUGUGGCAUCGGGCCCAUCUUUACAAGGCCCUUGCCUGUGUCGUUCUGACCCUCAUUGCCAUCCAGUAUCUGCUCAGUGGAGUCCUCGAUCGAAGAUCCAUCGAAACCAUCUUCACCAUUAAUGCUACUCGAUAUGCUACCAAUAACUACAGAAAUCAUCCAAGAGGUCUGAUAAUAUACGGACCAGCGACGGUAGCAAGUCUUCCUGGAAACGCAAGUGUCUGGCCUACUUCCGCAUUAUCAGAAAUUGCAAUACCUUCCAAGUCGGAUACAAUUCCUACUGGGACGUCUGGCGGUUCUGCAGUUGGGGUACCGAAUCAAGAUGCUUCCACCCCAAACACCACAGACACUACAAUUCAACAACGAUGUCCUCUUAUUCCUCCGAAUCUCGUCGGACCAGUCGCCGUUAGCCUCUCGCCCACUGAGAAAAAGUUCACAGAGGUGAAACCGGGUGGCAGAGGUUUUCCCUCGAAUUGCAUCGCUAGGCACCGUGUCGCCAUCAUCAUUCCGUACCGCGAUAGACCUAACCACCUGCAGGCUCUUUUGCAGACGCUUCACCCGAUUUUACUGCGCCAGCAGAUCGACUAUCAAAUUUUCAUCAUCGAGCAAGAGGGUACCGGACUGUUUAACCGAGCCAUGUUAAUGAACGUGGGAUACGUCGAAGCAUUGAAGGAGAGGACCUUUGAUUGUUUCAUCUUCCAUGACGUAGAUCUUCUUCCAGAGGAUGAUCGAAAUCUUUACACUUGCCCCGAGCAACCCAGGCACAUGUCUGUAGCAGUAGAUAAAUUUAAAUACAGAUUACCGUACGCCGACCUUUUUGGAGGGGUCUCAGCUAUGACCCGAGAACACUUCCGACUUGUAAAUGGGUUCAGCAACGUGUUUUGGGGAUGGGGUGGAGAAGACGAUGAUAUGGCAAAUCGCAUAAAAGCUCGUGGCCUUCACAUUUCACGUUAUCCGGCAAAUGUAGCUCGCUACAAGAUGCUCUCGCACAAGAAAGAGAAGGCCAAUCCAAAGAGAUACGAGUUUCUGAAAACGGGGAAAAAGAGAUUUACCACUGACGGCCUGAGCAAUUUGAAGUACCAGCUUGUCGACAAACAGAAACCAAAAUUGUACACCUGGCUCCUGGUGAGGCUGACGCCUCCUCAGCCUAGCUGAUGGCAGCCUUGGAUCGGGUAAAAAUCCCGUCCAAAAAAAUCUGUCUGUGGAUUGUAAUUUUUCUUAAAAUCUUUUGGAAAUUUUUUUUGAAUUUUCAACUUCAAUUUCACACUAAAUAAUCAAUUUAAUCCUAAAAUUCUUCUGUUCGUUUAUGUGAUAGCAUACGUGGCACGAUUUUAGGAUUUUCGUGAGACUUUGUGCGCGUGUUAUAGCACUUUGUUAUUUAAGACACUAGUUUUUUGUAUUGUAGACAUAUGGAAAAGAAGCUGGUAAAAAUUAUGUAGCUAGAGGAGUAGAGUAUUCGCCUGGCUGCUGAAUUCGUUUAACGUAUUCGCAUAUUUUUUUAAUGCGGUGACUUGUUUGCCAAAAAGAUACUUAAUCUUAACGGGCCGAGGGAGAAUUUCCUUUGACGAACAAAUCCAGAAAAAUAGUUUUAGACUAGAUUUAUAUAUUUUUAAUGCAAUUUGUUAAAGAUUUUGUCUAUUGGAACCCUCUUUCAUGUUUUAAACGUUUUUCAGCAUUAUUUUCAUAAUAUUGUACAUUUUUUUUGUAGGGUGCCAAAGAAACUAUCAGAUUAUAUUUUUAAUGAAUAGAUGUAGAGAUAAUGUAGUAGUGUUUAAUAAUUUUUUUUUAGAAUUGACCUUGUCAAUAAUUUUAAAUUUUGAUAUGAAAAAUUUGCUUCCACUUUCGUUUUUUAAUAUAUAACCUUCUCAGAUUCUUGAAUUCACACCUACACAUCCAUCUUACCCCCACAAAUACAUUACAUAUCAGAUAUAUGUAUCGUAAAAUCCGAGUACAGGCUGUGAUCGGUAAUUCUUUACUUAAGGGACUUAAUUAUUUUUUAUUUUACAAAGAAAGUAAUGAAAAAAAGUAUAAUUUUCGUUACAAGUUACCUAAAGAAAAAGUAAAUCGUUAUCGUUAUUGAAUUUUCAUUUUGAAAUAGAAAGUUAUUCGUUACCAUUACCCUUCGUAAAAAUUAUACUUCAUUUUAAUUCAAUAAUUUUAUUUGUGGAGUUGCUACCUAUCAUAAUAAUAUAACGAUAAAGAUUUACUUUUAACGAUCAACGAUUCAAAAAAAGUAACUUUCCAUUAGAAAAUCGGUAGGUCCGGAAAUAUCCAGUUAUUUUAAUACUGUUAAAUUUUAAAGAUUAAAACAAAUUUAUUACUAAGAGAACCGUAACUAGCCUUUUUAGUGCAUAUUAUUAAAAAUAUUUAAACAAUUUCAAAGUUGAAAUUACAGGCUUUAGAGUCGAUUAAAUAAUUAAAAAUAAUGCUAAAAGUAGCAUA
Molecule: messenger RNA, 3077 nt
Organism: Belonocnema kinseyi
Lineage: Eukaryota; Metazoa; Arthropoda; Insecta; Hymenoptera; Cynipidae
Product: beta-1,4-N-acetylgalactosaminyltransferase bre-4-like
Exons: 7
Coding region: 612-1790 (392 amino acids)
Biological process (GO): glycosphingolipid biosynthetic process; carbohydrate metabolic process
Molecular function (GO): N-acetyl-beta-glucosaminyl-derivative 4-beta-N-acetylgalactosaminyltransferase activity
Source: RefSeq, a predicted model, not a curated record